Staurois parvus is the source of this 339-nucleotide messenger RNA. The record is from the annotation of a GenBank genome assembly. Lineage: Eukaryota; Metazoa; Chordata; Amphibia; Anura; Ranidae.
GGGCACAGGUGGGUGGCACUGGUGGGCACAGGUGGGUGGCACUGGUGGGCACAGGUGGGUGGCACUGCAGAGUGGCACAGGUGGGUGCACUGCUGGGCACAGGUGGGGGCACUGCUGGGCACAGGUGGGGGCACUGCUGGGCACGGGUGGGCGGAGCUAGUGGGCGCACUGCUGGGCGGUACUUGCGGGUGUCACUGCUGGGCACCGAUCAUCAGGGCACUGAUCAUCAGUGCCCUGAUGAUCGGUGCCGAUCCCCGCUCUGACAACUGCCGGUUCUCGGCAGUACUUUCCUCACGAUGUGACAGCGUGAGGAAAGUGCAGCCGAGAACCGGCACUUGC